Linum trigynum is the source of this 6570-nucleotide messenger RNA. NCBI's taxonomy places the organism in Eukaryota, Viridiplantae, Streptophyta, Magnoliopsida, Malpighiales, Linaceae. The record is from the annotation of a GenBank genome assembly.
CUCUCUUUUAUCAUUUAUUUAAUAUUUCACGUAAUGAGAAAUCUCCGAUAGUUGAAUGAUAAAACAUCUUGUAUGAUACAAACUAAAUUUAUACUUUUAUGUUAUGGUGGAUUGGAUUCAUGAAUUGGUUCAAAAGGAUUGGUGGAUCCGGAUUCAUGGAUUCAAGUGAAAUCUAAACAUUGUACCAAUAUGUAAAUUUAAAAAUUGUAGGUACGAAAAUCUAAUAAAAUUUAGAUACCAAAACAUGUUUGUUCAAUAAUUUUACACUAAAAUUAAAUUUGGGGUAUCAAAAUGUAAAAUGUACAUUAUAGUAACUAAGUUGUAAUUUAAUAAAAUUUGAGGUAUCAAAGUAGUAUAUUUUUAGGCAACAGUAACAUUGCUUUGGCUUUAUAGAAUAUAAUUUUGUUUAUGGAAUUUCUGGGGUUGAUUAGUAAAUACCUUAGCUUCUUUUUUAAAAUUAUAUAUGAGUUGGUUAGGAAUCUUAUCUCUCACUUGAAAGAAUAUGGAUUCAAGUCACAGUAAUAUUAUAUAUUUGAUAUUUGAUGUCGAUGGUAAGACAACCUAGUUGGUAAAGGGUUGGGUUUCGUGUUUGGGAUGUGACAAGGUCCCAGGUUCAAAUCCAAGUACCGUCUUCUUGGUGUUCUCGGAAGCACUCUUGGUACAGGAGACAAAGUCUCCCCGAUGACGGUAGCAAAACGUCGGGCAUGUGGGUUGCUUAUUAAAUAAAAAAAUAUUAUAUAUUUGAUUAUUUCAAGCAUGAUUACAAAUACAAUCUCAAAAUAUAUUUUCUAAACAUAAGAGUACAAUCAGUUACAUCGUGUUUGUUUACAUUCUUAAUGUACCAUGUCUAAUUGUGAUAUGAUUUGUAUAGUUUGGGAUGUAGCUUAUAUCCAAUAUACUUUUAAUUUCUAUAUAUUGUGGUUUACUUUUGUAUAGUUUUGAUUUACUUGCAAACCUAUUGAGAUAUGAUUUGUACAUUUUGCUAAUAUGAUUUCUGUAAUAUGCUCUUCUAGUUAGUAUAUAAUAUACUAUUGGUUUGUAUAUCUUGUAUCGGUUUGUUUAUCGGAUCUACUGCUUGUGUGUUCUGUGAUCAGGAUAUCGAAAUACGAUUCUUUUUUUUUUUUUAUCCUCAACAUAUAAGAAUCUUUUUGCAUGCUUGUUCCCUGUCUAUUCUACCCAAAUUCCAAGUGACCAGCUGAAAUUUGAGUUGCAGUGGACAAUUGCUUAUUUCAAGGGGAAGUCUCUAGCUAGUUUCUAAAACAGAAAGGCUUAUGUGGUAGUGCUCUCUGUUGAGAUUCAUUUGGAGAUAGAGGUUGUAACACUCCCACUUUUGGGUUUAGAUCCGAACUUAAUACGUGAAUGGUUGAAUUGACGAUUACGUAUGAAGGGUUACAGGCUUACAGCCGCGAAUUAGUAGUGAUAAUAAUAAUAAUAUUAUUAUUGUAUAAUUAUUAAUUUGCAAAAAAAUUUACAUGUAUGUAUAUAUCAAAAGGGAGGAGGCGCUCCCCCAGCAGCAAACCCUCCCAAUUUAAUUGUCCCCGCCGCUCCAAUUCUUUUUGUUCGCCAGCCGAGCGAGAGGAAGAAAGAAAAGAGCUAGCCGAGCGAGAGGUAGAAAGAAAAGCAUCUCUUCGUGUUACUAGGUAAGGAUCACGAACUCAUUCGUGAUUUCUAAACUCGAUUCAUCGAUAGUCUAAUACGAAGAUCGUAUUUUAUAAGCGGUGACGUUUAAGGGUUCGAUCAACGAGGAGAUCAACGUUUCGGACCAUCUAAUCUAGUCCUAGGCAUGUUCUAGAGAUAAGGGAACUUGAUCCCUUUGAGUUAGAUCGAUCGAUUUGGUGAUUUUUCGUGAGGGUGCAAUUCUGGGUUUUUAGCAACAAACGUUACAGGAUUUUAGUGACAAAUUUUGGGUGGUCACUAAAGCUGCUGGGAAAUUGCAGAAACUUAUUUUGGAUGUUUUAAAUUGUUUUGAGCCUCUGUGGGUGUUUGUUCCUAGGUUUAACAAUUUUAUAAAUUGAGGGAGGUCAAGGAGAUGGCUUUAAUUUAGUUUGGGGAAUUUUGAAGAUGUAUAUCUAUUUUUAGAAAUUGUUUGAAUGUUGAUUUUAAUUAAACAAAAAUCUUACCGAGGGGAUUUUAAGGGUUUGAUAAUUUUACAGGGUAUAGGUGCUCAUGAUUGACAUAUAUGAAAAUGAUUAUCCAAAUUUUUAAGAAUGUUCAAGUUAGGUAAAAAAAAAUUGUCCGAGACAAGAAUAAUUAGGAAAAGUGGUCGGUUUUGAAGGGAUUAUAUCUAGAAAUUUUUUAAAAGGGGAUUAAGGGACCUUGGAGCGAGGGCUGAAAUUUGAGGAGAGGAUGUUCUAGUGAUUCAAAAGGGGUUUAAAAUCAAGAAAAGUCGUCGAAGAAAAUGAUUUUUUAUUAAUAGGUUUCCCCAAGAUAAUCCGUCUAAGGAGGGGUUUCUUCCAGAAAGGAAUCGAGGAGUCAUCUUUUCGAGGUGAGUGUAAAGGGGGUAAAAUCUCCGUCGAGGUCUUUUAUUUUAUGCAUUUACUUAUAGUAGUUUGUUAAUUUUUGAGUUAUGCGCGAUUAUGUGUGUGAGGCAUCCCACCGCCUAUAAGGGUGGAGGCACGCGUUGUGCUAUGUAUGAAUGUAUGGAUUUGAGAUGGUAAUAGUUGAUUAAUGAUAAUACAACCCCCGGGCGGUUGGGUCACUACUAGACGGCAAGACGUAACGCAGUAGUAGAUCGGGCAUGGACUGGACAGCGAGACGUAACGCAGUGCCAUUGUCGAGUUUGGGUAUGCAACCGGACGACGAGACAUAACGCGGUUGGCAUAUUAUGGUAGGGACACCGGACGGAGAGACGUAACGUGGUGGUCCCUAGUGCUGGUGUCUAUGGAUUAAGUAUAUAAGGAAAUUCUAAAGAUAAGAGAGAUCUCUUAUAGACUGUUUGAUAACAAAGUAUAAAGGAUGAAAGCAAGAACGACUUUUGUCUAAGUCAAGAACCCGAAUAAUGUGUUUAGUAAGGAGUUUCUUAGGGCGAAGACCUGAGGAAGUAACGACGAGAUUGACCACUUCUCACUCACCAGGUGCAGAGAGGGGAAGAGGACGCAUCCAUCAAGAGGAGGUUACCCGAGGAGAGCAAUCGCGACAAACCUGAAGAUGUCAACUGGAUCUGGGUAACGAGAUGGGACCUCCCAUUAUAUCUGUCUUUAGUUUCAUGUUUUAAUGAGUAUACUGGAAAACUUAAGGAUUAUGUUUUAUGUUUUGUUGCUCUGGAUUGAGGUCGCCCAAGUGUUUAGGGCAUUUUACUUGAGAAUCUUAAACAUUAUUGUUGUUGAUUUUUGGUUUUGACUUGUAAACUUGUUUUGGGUUGCUCCGGAGUAACCGGUUUGUGGUUUGAGUUAUGGUUUGAUUUUCAAAAAGGAUCGGGUUGUUUCAUUUUGGUAUCAGAGUCUAGUUUUCCUCUGUUUCUUGGUCUCCAAGGAAUACUGGAGUGACGAUCUGGGUUUUCAAAGGUUUGCUUUAAAGGAAAAAAAGGGAACUUUCAAGAAAAAUGGUUGGCCAACCGAUUUGAAAAGGUUUAUAGAGUCCCCAGUAUACUCAAGAAUGAUAAGACAAAUAAAUGUGGUUCUAAUAAGGGUACUUCUUACUUGCAGAGAAAGUAACACCAAUGUUAACCACGCGGCAGCUAGGCAACCCCCGAUUAUGAGGCUUUCCGGAGGCGAGGAGUGGUUGAUUUUGAUGGGGACCACCCGAAGGAUGCUAGUGAAGUAGAGAAAUGGCUGGCGAUGGUCUCGCGGACAUUGACUAAAAUGAGGGCAGAUGAUGAGGACAUGGUGCUACUAACAGUAUCCCUGCUCCAGGAUUCAGCAUACAAUUGGUGGUGCACCCAGCCAGCUAGCCAGGAAGACCCACCAGCUAUGACUUGGCUAGAGUUGGUGCGGGUGUUCCGGGAUUACUAUGUACAAGAUGCCUAUCGACUGGGCAAAAAGAGGAAAUUUUUGCCGGUCAAGCAGGGAUGGGGCAAUGAAGGAGAGAAGGGUGUUGCAGAGUACACCUCCAGGUUCGAGAAGCUGCUGCCCUACGGGGGACCCCAGUUCCAGGAUGCGGCAUCUCAACGUGCCCACUAUUUGGAGAGUCCGAAGCCUUCCCUUAAGAAGCAGUUGAGCAUGCUGGCGUGGAACAGUCGGGAGGAGAUUUAUCAUACGGCUCUUCGGAUAGACAGGGCUGACACAGCUGCGCAUGAAGAAGGGAUACUACGAAAGGGAAGCAAGAGAAAGGCAAGUUGCAUGCCAGAGUGGUCCGGCCAGCCCAGUCAGUACAGAAGGAGGCCGAGCAGUACCGUUAGCUUUGGGGGAACUAGGAGUCAGACCGACUCGGUCCAUCCUGGUCAAACUUUCAGCAACAGAGGUCUUUGCAACCAGUGUGAGCGGGAUCACUCAGGGGAGUGUAGGCAGCCCCAAUGGUCUGCUAUAACUGUAACGAGCCUGGGCAUUUUGCCAGAGAAUGUCCCUGGAGAGGCGUACAAGGGAUGGCUCAGUCCGAGCAUUCUAUCCGGGAUGGUGGAGCGAGGACUCACGUAGGACCACGAUUUGACAGCCAGCCAAACCGCUCCUUCCAGAGCCAGGGAGGACGCACCGGGCGGUUCGACCGCACUGAUUCGGACAGAGACCAGGGGCCUCCAGCAGGAGGGCAGCCGAGGGUAUUUGCCAUGCGAGGGAUAGAGGGAGACCGUGGUGACGGUGGAGGGGACGAGCAAACACAUUGAUGUGAUCAUGUGAAGAAAUGGGGAGACUGUGGAGAAGGAGUAUUCGUUUUAAACAUAGACCGCUAGUUGGUUGUUUUCUUCGAAAGACGCACUUUCAGUUUUAGUACUCGGUACCAAACCAAUUAAAUUAGUUCGGACCAAAAUUUCGAGGUCGAAAUUUUAUUAAGGGGGAGGGAAAUGUUAUAUUCUAACUUGAGAAGUUUUAGUCAAACACCAAAAGUUUAAGACCAAGUCAUUAUCUUUCCAAUUCCAAAUUUCAGGGAAAAAUUUUUUAUAAGGGCGGAGGAAAUGUGACACUCCGACCUUUGGGUUUAGACCUUACUUUAAUACGUGAACAGUUGAAUUGACGGUUACGUAUGAAGGGUUACAAACGCGAAUUAGUAUUGAUAAUAAUAAUAAUAUUAUUAUUAAUUUGCAAAAAAAAAAAAAAUACAUGUGUAUAUCAAAAGGGAGGAGGCGCUCCCCCAACAGCAAACCCUCCCCAAUUUAUUUGUCCCUGCCGCUCCAAUUCUUUUUGUUCGCCAGCCGAGCGAGAGGAAGAAAGAAAAGAGGGAGCGCGGCCCUGUUCCUGACCCCGACCCCAUCCCUUCAUGUUUCUAGGUAAGGAUCACGAACUCAUUCGUGAUUUCUAAACUCGAUUCAUCGAUAGUCUAAUACAAAGCUCGUAUUUUAUUAGCGGUGAAUUUUGAGGGUUUGAUCAACGAGGUGAUCAACGUCCCAGGCCAUCCAAUCUGGUCCUAGGCACGUUCUAGAGUUAAGAGAACUAAAUCCCUUUGAGUUAGAUCGAUCGAUUUGGUGAUUUUUCGUCAGGGUGCAAUUAUGGGUUUUUAGCAACAGAAGUUACAGGCUUUUAGUAACAGAUUUUGGGUGGCCACAAAAGCUGCUGGGAAUUUUCAGAAACUUAUUUUGGAUACUUUAAAUUGGUUUGAGUCUCUGUGGGUGUUUGUUCCUAGGUUUAAUAAUUUUAUAAAUUAAGGGAGGUCUAGGAUAUGAAUGUAAUUUAAUUAAACAAAAAUCUUACCGAGGGGAUUUUAAGGAAUUGAUAAUUUUACUGGGUAUAGGUGCUCAUGAUUGACAUAGAAAAAUGAUUAUCCAAAUUUUUAAGAAGGUUCAAGUCAGGUGAAAAAUUCGUCCAAGACAAGAAUAAUUAGGAAAAGUGGUCGGUUUUGAAGGGAUUAUUUCUAGAAAUUUUUAAAAGGGGAUUAAGGACCUUUGGAGUGAGGUCCGAGGGAUGAAUUUUGAGGAGAGGAUGUUCUAGUGAUUCAAAAGGGGUUUUAAUCGAGAAAAGUCGUCUAAGAAAAUGAAUUCUUAUUAAUAGGUUUUCCCAAGAUAAUCUGGCUAAGGAGGGGUUUCUUCGAGGAAGGAAUCGAGGAGUCAUCUUUUCGAGGUGAGUGUAAAGGGGGUAAAAGCUCCGUCGAGGUCUUUUAGUUUAUGCAUUUACUUAUACUAGUUUCGUUAAUUUUUUAGUUAUGCGCGAUUAUGUGUGUGAGGCAUCCCACCGCCUAUAAGGGUGGAGGCACGCGUUGUGCUAUGUAUGAAUGUAUGGAUUUGAGAUGGUAAUAGUUGAUUAAUGGUAAGACGAGCCCCCGGGCGGUUGGGUCACUACUGGGGAGCGAGACGUAACGCAGUAGUAGAUCGGGCAUGGACUGGACGACGAGACGUAACGCAAUGCCAUUGCCGAGUUUGGGUAUGCAACCGGACGGCGAGACGUAACGGGGUUGGCAUACUAUGGUAGGGACACCGGACGGCGAGACUUAACACGGUGGUCCCUAGUGCUGGUGUCUAUGGAUUAAGAAUAUAAGUAAGGAAAUUCU